AUGUUUCGACGACUUCCGCUCUCCAUCGAGGCUGUUGGCGCCGUGCGCACCAUCGUUGUGUUCAGUCAACAACAUCACAUCCUCGAGAGCAAUCAGAAGGCCCGCAGCAGUCCAAGUAAUGUCUGGAUUGAGGACUGGGAGGUGGAGAAUCAUGGAUUGCAGCCUGAGCCCGGUGCUGUCCCUACGCAGUUGCUGCUGGACAAGCCACUGGAGCUUUUUAAUUUCGACCAACUCCUCUCCCCACCGGAGGUGAUGGAGGCGCCAAGACACAGCAGCUACAGCUCGCGAAAGAUGUACGGUGAGAAGCUGCAGUUUGAGCUCAAUGACCGUGCGCAGAAGCACGGCUUCCAGAGCAAAUGGUGGCUCACGAGGGCGCAGGCGAUUAAGAACUCCCUUACUUUUAAGGGAGGCGCGCGUAGUUCCAUCAUCCUUACAAAAAGUUCGCUUAAACUGUUUCACUCCAGCCAACUGAUUGGUGGAGAGGCUCUGAUGACACACCCAGUCUCUGGCGGAUCGAGGAAGUUGUACAGCAAGAAGGGCGAAGCUUUUCAAAUUCUUUCGGAUUAUAUCCGUCAGAAUAAGUUCAACAGUGGUCUUUACUUUACAAAUCGCCAGCUGGAAUUUUUUAAGCUUGCCGUGCAGCCAAGCCAGACACCGGUGUCACUAGACGUCACAUCAGGGGAUCGGUAUCUAAUCUAUAACGUGGAGCAGCUUGAAGAUCCGGAGCUGGCGCUCAAGACGCUGGAUCGUUCCCCCGUUAAUAUUCCAACGUUUCUUCUUUCUGGGGAACCCAUUCAAAAUGAGAGUUUGAAGAAGCUUCCAAAGUUCAAGAGCAAUUACUGGCUGAGCGGUCGCGAUGCGGAGUUAUAUCAGUGGCCCAUCAGGGAGAACGAGAAGAAGAAGGGAGUACCACUGAAAAAUGAGGGCAGUGCUUCGCUUCAGGUUGAGCUGUAUAAUGUGGAGCAGCUUAGCAACCCAGAAGAGGCUUUUGCCAAGGCCGGUCUCUUUGUCCAGUAA
Molecule: messenger RNA, 1017 nt
Organism: Trypanosoma cruzi
Lineage: Eukaryota; Euglenozoa; Kinetoplastea; Trypanosomatida; Trypanosomatidae
Product: mitochondrial RNA binding protein, putative
Exons: 1
Coding region: 1-1017 (338 amino acids)
Source: RefSeq, a predicted model, not a curated record